CCCAACAACUGGCGAGUGAGUACUCAGGAAGCACUAUGGUGAUGAUGAUGAUGAUGAUGAUGGUGUGAAUAUGGAGUACAGUGAGGAUGCCCAGCUCCAGCUCUUGAACCAACACUGACAUCUGCGCAUUUUUUUUGGGUUUUGACGUCAUCCUCCUCCUCCUUCUUUUUCAUUGCCUGCAAAGCAUGUUUUUUCCCCCCCCACACAGACAACUACACUGAAGGAUGUGUUUUUUCUGCACAUUUUUCCUCUCCCUCCAACGUCGCAUUGACUUGCACGCUGCUUCUCAAUCAGGAGCCUGCGCCGAGCCGCGCUGUUUAUCCGAAAAAAAUGGAAGGGCUCCCACAUCAAGGGAAAGGCGUCAAUCUGGAGAAAGGCGUCUGAAUUGUUGAUUUUUCAACCCAGCGUCCGUUGACACAUCUCGGGAGAGAUUUUUUUUCUCCAUCCUUUUAACUCACGCCCUCUCUCUGUGGCGCCUGAGCAGGACAGCUGUGUCAUCAACAACCGGCGUGGUUUUGUUGUUGUCUCAUCCGGGAGCCGCUUGGCUGCGUCUGCGCCAGCCCUCGGCUAUAACAACACCAAGGUGACGUCAACAAGGUGGCCUUGUGACAACGCGUCCCAUCAUCUCUGGCCUCCUUGUGUACCAUGAGCUCUGGCUCUGCCCAGGAUGUGGCAGUCGAGCAUUUCCUGCGUGACAUAGAGAGGCGGAGCAAGCGGCUACACUGCGCUGUGAUUGGCUGCGAGGUGGAACGACCCCGCAGCGACAUGAACUUGCUGUAUCGCAAGAGCCGUUUGGACUGGAGGCAGAGAGACCAGGAUGGGAGCAAGAAAAGCUCCUCUCAAAAUGACCCAUCAGCGACUGUUGGCAAAGUCAGAGACUUGGCCUCGUUCCGUCGCCACUUCAGAAUGGGCUUCAUGACCAUGCCGGCCUCCCAGGAUCUUUCUCCUCACUCGUGUGCCUCAGCCAUGGCGCCUCGCUCGCAGUCCUGCCAUGCGGUCGGUGCCGGGGACGCAAGUCUUGAGAACGGAGAUUACUCUGACAGCCAAUCCCAACAUGGUGGCCGAUGCCCGCCGGCCAAACCCAAGCGUCACCCCAGCACUCGCCUCAGCUCUUCAUCUGCUGACAGCCGAGGACCUCCCGAGACGGCGCCGCCUCCCCCGCCCUCCCAUUCACAGUCCAAGCACUCAGAGAAGAAAAAUGCCAUGAAGAAGUCCGACUCCGGAGAUAUUGGCUCAAAAAAGGUGCCUCCUUUAAAGCCCAAGAGAAGUCCCAGCACCCAGCUCUCCUUUGACCCACUUCCUUCACGCGUGCCUCCAUCUGCCGCAUCCCUCCCUUUCCAGGGAACCGACUCUCAGAUCCAAACGGGAGACGGGGAUGACGAGCCAGUCUAUAUAGAGAUGGUGGGUCAAGUGUUUACCAGAGAGAGCCAGACUGCCACGCCCCACCCUGUCACCCCUGUAGCCACCACGCCCGACUCGGACUCGGACCAGAGUGAGGCCAUCUACGAAGAGAUGAAAUACCCGCUGCAAGAGAACCGAGAGUCACACAGACACCUGCCUAGCAAACAUGACAAAAUGAAAAGUUCCAAACACUACCAUGUUGCCCCCUCACCCUCGAGUAGCUCCUCCUCACUACCAAGACCCUCCUCUUCCUCUCCUUCCUAUUCCAAACCCAAAGCUACCGUCUCCAUCUCCCAUUCGUCCCCCUUACCUUCCUCCGCUUCCUCUACUCCUGUCCCCCAGGUCUUAUCCACCAGCCCCCACACCCCACGAGCUCCUACACCCUACCUGCUGCAAGGAAGCAAAUGCGAGCCUGAGUCGAACACAAAGAUCCCAGCACCUUUCCCGAAUCUUCUCCAGCAUCGGCCCCCACUGCUGGCUUUCCCUCAACCGGCUGCAGCAUCCAGUGGAGUUGGCAUGCAAAACAAGGGUUCUGCCUCCUCUAAAAUGGGGGCUCAAACCCCCAGCGUGACCACUCAAGCUGGCUCCUCCUCCUCUCCAGCUUCCUCCAACGUUCCAGCAUCAGGCUCCAAAGAGCCAUUGGGGGGAAGUGUAACGCCUCAAGAGAAACACAGCAGAGAUUCCCAGUUGGGACCAGCUCCUGGACUCAGAGCAAGGAGCCACUCAACACCCCUGCCUCCUUCUUCCAAAUCGACGUCACCUUUCUCCCAUCACCAUCACCACCCUCACCAUCGGCCCUCACACUACCAUCACUAUCGCAAGCCAGAGCGGGGAGACUCUCCUGCUCCUACCAAGAGCAGCUCUCAGACUUCCACCCAGGCCACCGUGCAGACCCAAACUUCAAGUACGGGCAAGGAAGGGAAGUCUGUUAGCUUCCUCUUGAAGACAGACAAAGGAGAGAAGGAUAAGGACAGAGACAAGGAUAGGGACCGAGACAGAGACAGAGAAAGGGAUAGGGAUCGGGGUAGAGACAAGGACAGAGAGCGAGAUAAGGACUGGGACCGGGAUGGAGGUCCGCAUUCUUUGCAACUGGAUACUCUUCUGUCCACAAGUAGUCAAACCUCUCAAAGCAGCACCAGCUCGACCCCAACGCCCCUGUCCUCAUCCCAGCGUCCUCAUUCCCGUCCUCAUCUGCGCUCUCACACCCCUCAUGGCCUUCCAGCUUACAAGCCGCCAUCCUCUGACAGCCCCCUGCUGUGGACUUACCCCUCCGGAGGUUUUCGGAGACCACCGGCUUACGAGAGCUUGAGAGGAAGCUCCCAGACGCCGUCGCUGCAGCCCUCCAGCCUCACCGGCCUUGGCGAGGGGCUAUCCAAGGGUAACGAGUCCAAAUCUGGCUUCAUGCCAUGGGACAGCAGCGCUAGCUUAGCUGCUGAUGAAGGCUCUUACUGGCCCAUGCAGAGGAAAUUAUCCUUCAGCCAUGGAAGCAGGGAAACCGAAAAAGAAGAAGCACGGACUUGGAAUGGCAGUGCCGAUGCCUUAUCGAGGAUGGAUAAGGAAGAGUUUGGAAUGGGGCUGCGUGGGGGGCCUUCAAGCAUCCCAUUGCACUUCAGUGGCGCCACCAGCAGGACUCUUGGUCACAGUGAGUCGAUGGCGGGUGCAGACAGCAGCACGGGGUUCAGAGCCCUGCCCAGAGUUGGGAUGCCUCUUCCCUGCCAGACGUUUCCUGCCUGUCGCAACGGAGAAGUGGGGCGGCUGGGCCGUUCCUCCUCUGCUGCUGGAAUGAGACAGGUAGGCGGAGGAGACGUCCAGAGGCAGAGCAGUCUACCAGCAAGAGAAGCCUUGAACCAGCUGCACAGUCUGGCCCAGCCUCAAGCGUCCUGCAACCCCAGCAGUCCCAGCGUGUCCCGUCAGCAGCAGCAGCUUCAGCUCCACCAGCAGCAGCUGCAGUUAAAGCAGCAGCUCCAGCAGCUUCAGCAACAGCACCACCUGCAGCUGCAGUUCCAGCAGCUGGCCCAGCUGGCCCAGGGUCAGCCCGCCUCCAGCAGCGCCGGCUCCGCUGCGUCCGCCGCACAGACCCAGAGAGACGGCAAGCUGCUGGAAGUCAUCGAGCGCAAACGCUGCCUCUGCAAGGAGAUCAAGGCCCACCGGCGCCCUGACAAAAGCCUGUGCAAGCAGGACAGCAUGCCCAUCCUCCCUAGCUGGAGACGGACACCUGAGCCACGCAAGACUGGCACGCCACCUUGCCAAAGGCCACAGGCCGUUGUAUGGGACACGGCUAUCUGACGUGUAAACACAAAGCAGUGAGGACAACACAGAUGAGCUGAAGGUGGUUGUAUCAUUAGACAAGAGUAGACGUGGGGAUCGAUGGUGGGGGUUGCAUCACUUCCACAGAGCAGGACAGAUUGUGGACACGGAGCAUUGAGGUGAUAAACAGGGAUGCUAAUCAAACGAUUUCAAUGUCUUACCCUGUUAUCUUGCUAUAAUGUCCCCCUCAGUGGGUUCUAAUUGCCAAUAUCAUUACCACUAUUAGUAAAGGGUGAGAUGAGAAUUGCCAAAUUUCCUCCUGACUACUUGACACAUAGCGUUCUUAUUUUUUUCUCUCCAACUCACAGAAUGGAAUGCCGUGAAGGCACCAGCCAGACAAGAGCUGCUCUGUGGGUGAGUACAGGUUCGGACUCAUUGUCAAGUGUUUUGGUAUCAAUAGAUCGUUGUCGUGGAUGCAAAUAAUCAUUGCCGAAGUGUAAAAGCUACCUACUGUAUCUGUUUGCAUAAUCUUUGUAAAUCACCUUGACAUUUUUUUGCAAUUUUAUAGCAAUAUGCUCCCGGCGCGGGGGGCGACAUAACUUCUAGCCUAUAUACGUACAUAUCUUAAGACUUGAACGAGUCGUAUUUACUGUGUCAUUCUCUGCAUGUCACAAUAGACAUACAGUGCUGUACAAAUGUUGUGUAGACAUGUUGGACUUUGACAUACAGCAGAAGUCGGCGUGCUUGUAUAAAGAUGUUUCUCGGUGUGACAGAUGGCACAUCCAGCCAAAUUUAGGUACAAAAGGGUACAAAAAGGUCAUCACUGAUAGAAUCAGACGACUGUGCCAUAAGGUACAACUAAUAGGACUAUAAGUGUUGAUCACCUCAAACAGAAUGCUGGAACAAUCUGCACAACACACCUAAUGUACUGUAAAUAGUGAUGUACAACUGUAUUCAAAAUGUAGCAAUGAUUUCCAUUUUCAUACUUGUAAUCAAUACAUAUUAUGUAGCAUAUACUGUAUAAACUUUGUUCACUUGUUUGUUUUUCUAGGAGUAUUUUAUCUUCUGCUGCAGCCAGUCCUUGCGUUACUUAGAGUUCUAACAAACAGUAAAAGCCCUCGAAAGAAAGGUCCAACAGUUUAUUUAUGCAAGAUUCCCUUUAAGAUCAGUUUUAUUUAUGCUUUUUGAGUUGUUGUUUUUUUUUACAAUAAUGUUUAUUUGUGGACAGAUUUGAACAGCUUGUCGUCUCGUUGCUGCUAUCUUGAACUACUGAUGUUGUUCAUCAACUGUACAUGAGGAAACAAGGUGAAUAUUCUACUGUAGUGCUUAUUGUCACAUUUUUCUUUUCAUCUCUGAAAGCCACGUGAACUGGAGUUUGUACUUUGAAGAGUGAGCCCUACUGUAAAAAGCAUUAAGGCGCUUGAAUGUCUCUUGGUCGUUGUUGUUUAUAUGAUAGAUAGCACCAAAAUGUACACACAGUGAGAAAAAGACCUACCUAAGUGUUGGAGAGUCCCUGCUUGGCCUUUUGUUUGAGUUUCACCUGCGCAUGUUUUCUCGUUAUUUGGCAAUUGGCAUCCAUUUUCAAACAAACACAAGCCAGGUUGAAGGAAAUGGGCAAGUGCAAUGCAUGCAGAGACUCUUUACACUAAAAUAAAA
Molecule: messenger RNA, 5304 nt
Organism: Dunckerocampus dactyliophorus (ringed pipefish)
Lineage: Eukaryota; Metazoa; Chordata; Actinopteri; Syngnathiformes; Syngnathidae
Product: neuronal tyrosine-phosphorylated phosphoinositide-3-kinase adapter 1
Exons: 7
Coding region: 646-3687 (1013 amino acids)
Biological process (GO): neuron projection morphogenesis; phosphatidylinositol 3-kinase/protein kinase B signal transduction
Source: RefSeq, a predicted model, not a curated record